AUGUCCGAUCAAGCAUCAUCAACAAAAAAACGUUUACCUACACGACGUUACAGUCAAGUGAUUACAGAUCACUGUUUCUGGGCCACUGAUUCAUUAUUAACAAGUGAAAUUCACAGUAAAUCAAUGUAUUCAUCGUCUCCGAUAACGAAUGAUCAAAAAGGUGACAAUUUCUUAUCAUCAGAUAAUGAUGGAUGUAUCAGAAAGGAUUCAUUGUUAGAUAACACAGUAACAAUAUUGGAUGUCAAUGAAUCAUUAAUGAAUAUUGUGAGUAAAGAGAAGGAAAGUAAUAUGCAACAAUCUAUCAACGAUGGAAAUAUCGUAAAAUGUGAUAAUAAUCACUCUCAAAUUGAGAAUUCAGUGUUACAAUCACUACCAGCACAAUCAUCAUCAUCGAUUGAACCAGAAAAUAAACUUGUUAAUCGAGCUCUGGAAUUAGCACAAUCACUUUUUGGACCAGAUACGACAAUUGUGAAAACAUUUCAAGCAGCUCCAACACAGCGUGAAUUUAAUUUCGAUGACGAUACCGCUCAAAUUUCUCGGUUGGAAGAUAAGGGAGAGGAUGAGGAAUGGUUAGAAAGUGAUGAAAUGAAACAAUAUGGAAAUUCAAGCUAUUGUGCAGAUACAAUUGAUUAUUUUAAAAAUCGAAUUGCUUCAACCGCAUUAAGCUCACAAACUCCUUUAUUGAAUCGUACUGAUUUCACCGCUCUUGAAGUCUUGAAUGCCAUUUAUCGCAAUGCGCCAGUUGGAGGUUCUCGUUUUGCAAAGCCCACAUCAACAACAUAUUCAUAUAUACCACAAAAUGCUAAUUCACAAGCUCGAUUGAAAACUAAAGAAAGUUUGAAGACUAAAGAAUCGACAACAACGAGCACAGAACAAUCGUCAAAUGAAACAGAACAAUCGUCAAAUGAAUGUGAUGAAGAGAUUUUUCAUCAACGACAACGUAAUUUGAUGGAUGAGUACUUUCAUCGAUCAGGUGAUUUACGUCAUAUCAAAACAUCUUUUGGUCGUCAGGGACAAUUAUGGGCUGACCAGAAGUAUUAUGAAUAUUAUGAAUACUUAUGCAAGGGCAUCAAACGCGCAUUAUCACAUCCAGGUUCGUUUAAUUUAGACUGUGGUGCUGGUAGCGUUCAUACUCCAUCUAAUCAACAAGCUAACGGAAUUUGCCGGGCAAUGAAAUCUAAUCUGUAUUAUCAGUAUAGUCCAGGACCAGAAAUAUAUUCAAGAAAAGUGUUUGUCGGUGGAUUACCAAUCGAUAUUGAUGAAAAUGAGCUUACAGCUACUUUCAGUCGUUUCGGUCCUUUGAUUGUGGACUGGCCAAACAAAGGUGAAAAUAAAAGCUACUUUCCUCCUAAAGGCUACGUAUUUCUUAUCUUUGAAUACGAAGUUAGUGUACGCGCAUUGGUGCAAUCAUGCUUCAUGGAAGAUGAAAAACUUUUUUUAUACAUUUCGAGCCCAUUAUCACCUGAUAAACUGGUACAAAUUCGACCUUGGCGUCUUGCCGAUGCAGAUUAUGUGGUUGAAGCGAGCAUUCCAUUAUAUGCACGACGUGCUGUUUUUGUCGGUGGAGUACCACGACCUAUUAAAGCAGUAGAAUUAGCACAUAUAAUGGAUCGUCUAUAUGGAAGUGUUGGUUGUGCAGGUAUCGAUACUGAUGUUGAAUAUAAAUAUCCGAAAGGUGCUGGACGUAUAGCAUUUACCAAUCAGAAUUCAUACAUGAAAGCAAUUACCGAUCGUUACGUACAAUUAAGUCAUGGUGAAGUGGAGAAACGAGUUGAAUUAAAGCCAUAUGUAUUGGAUGAUCAGCCAUGCGAUGAAUGUGGUGGUGAACGUUGUGGACAUCGAUAUGCACCAUUCUUCUGUCCACAACUUUCCUGUUUGCAGUAUUAUUGUGAGAAAUGUUGGACGACGAUACACGGAUGUCGUGCACGUGAAGAUCAUAAGCCAUUAGUUAAAGAAGCUUAG
Acanthocheilonema viteae is the source of this 1962-nucleotide messenger RNA. Lineage: Eukaryota; Metazoa; Nematoda; Chromadorea; Rhabditida; Onchocercidae. The record is from the annotation of a GenBank genome assembly.